AUGCCCGCCCCAGCCGGACGGCGGGACAAGGCGGUGGACUGCCAGGCAUUUGCUGACGCCCUCGUCUCCAAGGGCUACGGGCGCCUGGUCAUCCAGAAAGGCGCAGGCAGCUACAACCCCUGCGUGCUUGUGCCGCCCGGCAGCACAUCCGCAGCGCAUGGCACCCUCGCUAUCGAGUACUUUGACUUUACGCCAUCGCUGACUCAGCACGUGUCUGACGCUGCGCUGGUGAUCAGUCACGCCGGCUCCGGGAGCAUAUUCGAGUCGCUCACGGCCGGCAAGGCGCUCAUCGUGGUGCCCAACCCGCUGCUCAUGGACAACCAUCAGGCGGAGCUGGGGCGCCACCUGGCAGGCAUGGGCGUGCUGGCAUGCGCAGCGCCGGGUGACCUGGUUAAUGCGGUGCUGCAGCUCGAACCCGCUGAGCUGAAGCCCUAUGCCAGGGGCGACGCGUCCGGCAUCGCGGCCGCAAUCGAUGCGCUGACGGGGCGUGCCGGGCUGCGUAAGACAGCCAAGGCUGGCCAGGGGCGAUAG
This is a messenger RNA of Monoraphidium neglectum, 531 nucleotides long. Its product is annotated as beta-1,4-N-acetylglucosaminyltransferase. The transcript is spliced from 4 exons. Lineage: Eukaryota; Viridiplantae; Chlorophyta; Chlorophyceae; Sphaeropleales; Selenastraceae. Gene Ontology annotation, biological process: dolichol-linked oligosaccharide biosynthetic process. Gene Ontology annotation, cellular component: extrinsic component of endoplasmic reticulum membrane; UDP-N-acetylglucosamine transferase complex. Gene Ontology annotation, molecular function: hexosyltransferase activity. The record is from RefSeq and is a predicted model, not a curated record. The coding region runs from base 1 to 531 and encodes 176 amino acids.